Salvia miltiorrhiza (redroot sage) is the source of this 498-nucleotide messenger RNA. Its product is annotated as F-box/kelch-repeat protein At5g26960-like. Bases 1 to 498 code for a protein of 165 amino acids. NCBI's taxonomy places the organism in Eukaryota, Viridiplantae, Streptophyta, Magnoliopsida, Lamiales, Lamiaceae. The transcript has a single exon. The record is from RefSeq and is a predicted model, not a curated record.
AUGUCAGCAGCAUCGAGCUCUGACUCGUGCCCCUCCCGACACUUCUCAUGGCUGAUGAAAUCCUGCUUCCCCAACCCCCAGAAGCCCCACAACCCCUCCGCCCUCUCCACCACCACUAUCGGCGGUGCCGACACCACCAUUUCGAGCCUCUCCAAUAACCUUGUCCUAGAAUGCCUCUCUGGAGUCCCUCACUUCACCCUCCCUUCUCCCCCUUCCGUCUGUUGCCGCUGGACCUACCUCCUCAACUCCCUCGCCUUCCACCUCCGCCACCAAACCCUCUUCUACAGCGUCCUUGUUUUCUCUCUCUUCUCGCAUUUUCGAUUGGUAUCAAUUGGCCGGAAAAUAUACAUCAUCGACCGGAUGGCGAUGCUUCAGUGCGACACGUGGACAAGGACAACCAAGAUGACCUUUUUGAGGAAGAAGUUCGCCGCCACUGCGGUCGACGAGAAGAUACUCGUAUUACGUAUAACACCCUAUACUCGACUUGGGUUCAUCUAA